Messenger RNA from Aspergillus brunneoviolaceus CBS 621.78, 1616 nucleotides. Its product is annotated as glutathione synthetase. Gene Ontology annotation, cellular component: cytosol. Gene Ontology annotation, molecular function: glutathione synthase activity; ATP binding; glutathione binding. The transcript has 2 exons. The record is from RefSeq and is a predicted model, not a curated record. Lineage: Eukaryota; Fungi; Ascomycota; Eurotiomycetes; Eurotiales; Aspergillaceae. Bases 138 to 1616 code for a protein of 492 amino acids. Gene Ontology annotation, biological process: glutathione biosynthetic process.
AGGCCAUGAGGUAGUGAGGCAGUGCACAGCUCUGUGGUGAGCGGACUGCUACUCUCUCAUUAUGUUGUAUCCGUGUUUGAGAUAAGAUGAUCAAUGGUGUCAAAUCUACUGUACAUCCAUGUGAACAAUAACCUGACAUGUACCCUCCACCACUAUCCGAGGAGCAAGGCCUCUGGCUGGCUUCCAGCGUUCAGGAUUGGCAGAUAAAUCAUGGCUUCCUGCUCAAGCGUGUCCGCAGCCAAUCUGCACACAGUGUCCUCUGCUGUCCCAUCGGAGUCACGCUGUUCCCAACGCCAUUCCCUCGAGCGCAAUUCGAUGAAGCACUAAACCUGCAGAGCAUCUAUAACGAGCUGUACUGUGCUAUGACCGAAGAUGAGCAUUGGGAGAUACACCAAGACGUCAAGCGCGUAGGUGGGCACACCCAAAAUAUUUCAUGUGGAAUAUUUCGUUUGGACUACAUGCUUCAAGGCGACGGAACCUCCAAGCUGGCUAUCGACCCAGCCGACGGCUCAAUCUCCAUCCCGCAGCUGAAGCAAGUAGAGUUCAAUACCUUCUCCUGCGCCGGGGCAUCCCACGCACAAAAGACCGUGGAUAUGCACCGCCAUUUCACCCGUACAGGGGCAUACAAUUCCCUCACAAACGGAAACUCACCUGUUGGUCUUGCUGCCUUGCCCGAAAAUAACAAUAUUCAAUCACUAGCUGCCUGCCUCGCAGAAGCGCACGCCCUCUAUGGGCAAGCAAAGAGCAAGGUAGCUGCAGAAACAGCAGUCCUCCUUCUUGUCCAGCCCCAGAACUUCAACAUUGCUGACGAGCGGCCCGUCGAAUAUGCGCUGUGGAAUCAAGCCAGUCCCGUCCUAGCCUACCGUGUCGAAUGGGACGACGAUCUACUCGAAACCACAUCCCUGUCCAAAACGAAAGAGCUGCUCUUUCACCCAUCGUGGCUGCAGUCACAAGUCCCAAUCGAGAUCUCCGUCGUCUACCUGCGCGCAGGCUACGAAGCCGACGAAUACGACCAUGUAGGCAAGAGGGCGCGAGUGCGAUUGGAGACAUCCCGAGCGAUCAAAUGCCCAUCAUUAUUGGCACAGAUCCUCACAUUUAGGAAGGUUCAGAAAGCCCUCACAGAGCCCGGAUCAGUGGAGAGGUUCCUGUCACCAAACAAGGCGGCCAAGAUCAGAAAGACGUUUGUACCCAUGUAUCCGCUGGAUGAGUCCCAAGCGGGUCUGCGGGCUCGAAACUGGGCAACUGAUUCAGAUGUCGCGGGGAACUACGUGUUGAAACCGUCACAUGAGGGUGGGGGUCACAAUGUCUAUGGGGCGGAUAUACCUGACUUUCUGGCUUCGGUUGCGCGUUCCGCGUGGUGUGCAUACAUCUUGAUGGAGCGCAUCCACUCGCCGGCGGUGUAUAAUGUGCUCAUGUCGCCGCAGGGCAUUGGUUCGGGCCCGGUCGUAUCGGAGCUCGGCGUGAUCGGGACCUGUAUCUGGAAGAAGACAACAGAGGGCUCUGAAAUUCUGAGCAACACAGUUGCUGGGUGGUCAUACAUAACCAAGCAUACCGACGUGGAUGAGAUGAGUGUGUUGAAGGGCUAUGGGUGCUUUGACACUCCACUCCUAUACUGA